This is a messenger RNA of Anisakis simplex (herring worm), 534 nucleotides long. Lineage: Eukaryota; Metazoa; Nematoda; Chromadorea; Rhabditida; Anisakidae. The record is from the annotation of a GenBank genome assembly.
UUUGCUGGACGAGGAGUGUUAUAUGAUCGUAACGUUAGUGCCCCCGAUAUGAGUUAUUCGGCUAAAUAUCUAUCAACUAAUAAUACUACGAAAGAUAUCGGUAUUGAUUCGCGUCGUUCAAGCGAUGAUGCUGUUUGUAACAAGGAAGGUGUUGAAGGAAUCCUGGAAAAUAUUGAUGGUGUUAGCAUGAAACAUGUCAACUUCGAUGAAACUUCAUCAGCACCGGAACAGAAGCAGUCGUCAUUCGCAAAUCUUUUACGACAUUCAAAAUUCAUGCAGUUAGGUGAUUUUGAUGGUUGCAUCGUGGUCGGUAAGGUGGUUAAUCAAGUAGCGAAUGAUAUUUAUAUCGACUUCGGACUUAAAUUCAACGCUGUUUGCAAAAUAUUACCAUCACUUCAAAAUGAGAAGUUUGUGAUUGGAUCAAAUGUCUUGAUAAGGUUACAUAAUCCAGAAUUGUCUCAGCAGUUCCUUGGUUCAACUCGUGAUUUGACCCUUUUAGAAGCAGAUGCAACAUUAAUUCGACUGUACAAUUGA